AUGGAUAUGCUGUGGUCUGGUUCCUUACAGGCGCGGCUACGCUUCUGGGCCAAGGAGAUUCAGGCAGCCGUGCAGGUGCGGCAGGCGGAGGGCCUGGAGAAAGUGGUCUCGGGCGCCUCGCGGCUGGUGGAGCGAAGUCGAAAGGCGCUGGAGAUCUUCCGAUCCAAAACGGGCGUCAAUAAGGUCCCGGACGUGGCCAUCCGCACCUUGGAACGCGACAUCCGCAGCCUGCAGCUGGUGCUGCCUGGGGGACGAGACCUGGCGAACGUCCAUGACGCCACGGCGCAGAUCGAGCGCGUGCUGGGCGCGGUGGAGCGCUAUGCGGCCGAGUUGCCGGAGGUGAUUGCAAGAGCUGAAGCGCAGAUUCCCAAGGGCCUGAAUCCACAGCUCGUGGAAGAAGCACGCUACUGUCAACAGGAUUACGCGCAGACAGUAGAAGCGUUGGAACACGCCAUCUCCAGCCCCAUGGAGCCUGGCGAGGAGUUGAAACGUGUGCUGAUCGAAGCGCGUUUGGCCGGUGCUCCGAUGGAGCUCAUCGACCGAGGCUUCACCCGGCUGGAAAAGAAGUUCCCAGAGCUGCUCCACUACACCAAGACCGAGUUGGAGCUCCUCGUAGCCAAGCAGGAAGCAGAUGAUAUUCAAGAGCUCUCGGCUGAGGGUCGCUUCUUAAGGUUGCAGGACGCGGCGGACGCGGCGAAGUUGCUGGUGCCCAGAUUGGAGAAGAGCAUCCUGGAAGAGGUCGAGGACAUCAGCAUGGCGCUGGCCGCGGAGCGUUCCUUCGUCAUGGCCGUGAAGGAGGCCAAGGAUAUCAUCGCAGGAUUGCCGAUGUCUCCCGAAGACGUGCACAUCCGCGUGAUUCGUUUAGGCCACGCGAUCCAGGCAUGUCAGAUGUCCGCGCAAGAAGAAGCGAAGAAAGGCUUGCCGGAAGCCAUGGAGCUCCAAGGGCUCCUGGAAGAGGAAGCCGAAAGGCGUCAGAAGGUCCUGGACGAAGCGUUGGCGCUGGCCGCGGAGCGCGGGACGCCGCUGAAGGAUCUGCUGAUUUCCAUCACGGCCGCGCGCCAGGCGAGUGUCACGCCAGAUCUGCUGCAGGAGCCCUACGCCCGGCUGCGCAAGAAGAAACUGGACUUUGUGACCUCAGCAUUGAGGAAUGCAUGCAGUAACGGGAAGUACGCCUUGGCCUACGCGCUCUACCAUCGAGGUUUGGCGCUCAAGGCCGGCGAGGAGCGCAACGGCGGCGAAUGGCGCAGUGGAGCCAUUCAGGGAGAGAUCAACCGACUGCGCACCGAUGUGUCCAUUGUGAAGGGCGAGUUCUUGAUCGAAACCAGUGGCGGCGCCUUUGGGACCAGUACCUGGCGGAAGAAUCCCUGCUACGUGGUGCGCAGCACGGGCAGCACGGCACCGGAGAAGCCGCCGGAGAAGACGCGCAUGGAUUCGAAGCAGACGCGGAAGACUUUCUCUAAGAGUAGUGCAACUGGAGUUCGAGUGUCCAUCGCCCUGGCGGAAGCCGGAGACUUCCCGGCCUCCAUGGCAUUGCACGUGGUGAAGAACAACAAGGACGUGCACGAAGCGGGGGCCGCGCACAUGCUCAUGCCCGGCUUCGAUGUGGUGGCCUCCUCGCAUGAGGAUGACGAUAUCCCCAACUGCGAGUUCGAUUUACCUCCCAGCUCCCAGCCGUACUUCAUCGUGCCCUCUGCAGCCAAGGGCGAGUUGGGUGCUUUCCGCAUCAUCAUCACCGCCACAGAAGGUGUGGAAGUCAUCAGGAUCCCGGGGAACUUCCGCGAACCACGGCAGUCCAACCAGAGCUUCAAACUCAAGUGGCUGCAGGAGAGACCUUUCAACCUCUUCAUGGGUGGCGGUCGCUUCAAGAGCAAAGCUCCCAUGCUGUCCUGGUAUCGCAACCCGCAGUUCCGGGUCUCCAUGCGACAGCCGCAGGCCGUUGCUGGCGCCACCGAGUCGAUGGCACCGGAGCGGGGGAAGACGCCGCCGCCCACGAUGACGGCACGGCCCGAAACGGUGCAGCUGGCGAUGCGGCCCAACACCGCGCCCACCACGCCCAGCGGCAACGGCUUGCGACCGGAGAAGGUGGACAAAGCGCAGCUGCGUGCUGUGUUCGACAGCGUCGACACCCAGCAGAAUGGCAUGGUGAACAAGCGUGAGUUGAUCAAAGCCAUUCGAAGAGACGCCAAAAUGGCAGAGUUCUUUGGUCUUCCCAUGGAAAUUCGUCAGGAGGAUGGAUCACGAGACGAGAUGGAAAAACUCUUCCAGAGCAUCUUGGAGGGCAAGAAGAUCUACGAAGCGCGCUACUUGACAGACAGCGGUCCGAAGCUGAAGGGCUUAGAAGCGCAUUCCAAGAUUGCAUGUCACUGGUACCAGAAAGAGCGCCUUGUGGCCACCACCAGCGAGAUCUUAACUUAUGACUCGAUCCCUACCAUGCUUGCAGCCCUUGGAACAGAGAAUCUUUUGCCGGGAAUGGACCAGGCCGCCCCGCGAUCGUCUGAGCGUUAA
This is a messenger RNA of Cladocopium goreaui, 2505 nucleotides long. The record is from the annotation of a GenBank genome assembly. Lineage: Eukaryota; Dinophyceae; Suessiales; Symbiodiniaceae.